AUGUACCCCCUUUCUACCCAAAACACCCUCCUGCCGCUGGCGGCCUUCCUUCUCCCUUCCCUGGUCUCCGCCCACGGUGUCAUCCUCGCCGCCCAAGGCGAGGCCGAUUCCCCCCCUUCCGUCGGCUUCAUGGUCAACGACGCCAUCGCCCGCAACUGCACCUCCAUCAACCCCUGCCAGAUGGACACAACCAUCAUCCGCGACGCCGAAAUCGCCGCCGGCACCGUCAACUCCUGCGGCCGCACCAAGCUCAACGGCAACAUCGACGUCGGCACCGUGACCGAAAACGCACUCGCCGAAGGCGCCGUCACGGCCGUGAGACAAGGAUCCAGCGUCGACGUGACGAUCCACCAGGUCAACGCCGACGGCGCAGGACCUUACACCUGCGACUUGGACGAAGGGUCCAACUCGGGAAUCAUGUCCCACGAGCUGGUCGUGAGCAACAAUAUCCCUGGACAGAAUGGACUUAGUCAGGCUGCUGAGCAGGAGUUCACCAUCACGGUGACCAUGCCGGAUGAUAUGAAGUGCAUCGGUGGUUCGACGGGGAACGUGUGUACGGUUAGGUGCAGGAAUGCUGCUCAGGCGGGGCCUUUUGGAGGUUUGAUUUCCCCCCCUUUUCCCACCCACUUCUGUCCAGCUCUCAUAGGUACUGACACUGUCAUGAAGGAUGCUUCGCGGUCCAACAAAUCGACGUUGAGCCCGCUAUCAACACCGCCAAGGACAUCACCACAGCCGACACGCUCGAAGCAGCCCAGUUUCAGACCUCGGCUAACCAAGCCGCCUUUGCCGCCGCUGUUGAUGCCAACGCCAAGGCUGGCUCUUCGGAGCAGGAACAAAACCUCGCUGCUGUCGAGGCUAUCCUUGCGCUGA
Molecule: messenger RNA, 870 nt
Organism: Podospora anserina S mat+
Lineage: Eukaryota; Fungi; Ascomycota; Sordariomycetes; Sordariales; Podosporaceae
Exons: 1
Coding region: 1-870 (289 amino acids)
Source: RefSeq, a predicted model, not a curated record